GGGCGGCUCCGGGCCGGGCGGCUCUGGUCCUGUCGGCCGCGUAGCGGACAUGGCGGGCUCCCGGCUCCCGCGGCAGCUCUUCCUCCAGGGCGUGGCCGCCGUCUACUUGUUCGCCUUCGCUUCCCUCUACACGCAGAUCCCGGGCCUGUAUGGCCCCGAGGGCAUCCUGCCUGCGCGGAGGACUCUGCGGCCGCAGGGCAAGGGGCCCUGGCAGCAGCUCUGGGAGACCCCGACGCUGCUGUGGGAGGCGCCGCGACUGGGGCUGGACACAGCGCAGGGCCUGGAGCUGCUGAGCCUGCUGGGCGCCCUGCUGGCCCUGGGCGCCCUGCUGCUGCCCCAGCUGCGCCACCUCCUCAUCUACCUGCUGCUCUGGGCCGCCUACCUGUCUGCCUGCCAGGUGGGCCAGGUGUUUCUUUACUUCCAGUGGGACUCCCUGCUGCUGGAGACUGGCUUCCUGGCUGUGCUGGUGGCCCCCCUGAGGCAGCCCCCCCACCACAAGCCGCCCCCCCAGGGUGGGCUGGCAGGGGCCUCGCCCCACGAAGCCCUCCCCUUCUGGCUCGUGCGCUGGCUGCUGUUUCGCCUCAUGUUCGCCUCGGGUGUGGUCAAGCUGACCAGCCGUUGCCCCGCGUGGUGGGGGCUCACUGCCCUCACCUACCACUACGAGACGCAGUGCCUGCCCACACCGGCCGCCUGGUUCGCCCACCACCUGCCCGUCUGGCUACACAAGCUCAGCGUGGUGGCCACCUUCCUCAUUGAGAUCGCCGUGCCCCCGCUGUUCUUCAGCCCCGCUCGCCGCCUGCGCCUCGCUGCCUUCUACUCCCAGGUGCUGCUGCAGGUCCUGAUUAUCCUCACCGGGAACUACAACUUCUUCAACCUGCUCACCCUGGUGCUCACUACGGCCCUGCUGGACGACGAGCACCUGGCUGCCAGGCCGGGCAGCAGCCGCCGCAGAAGGACGCCCGCCUCCCGGCCCAAGGCCCUGCUGGCCCUGCUGCUGGAGCUGACCGUGUAUGGGCUGCUGGCCUACGGCACCGUGCGCUGCUUCGGCCUGGAGGUCGACUGGGAGCAGCGCGCCAUCCGCUCCAGAACCACCUUCACCUUCCACCAGUUCUCCCAGUGGCUGAAGACGGUGACCCUGCCCACCAUGUGGCUGGGGGGUGCCUCCCUCGCCUGGGAACUGCUGGCCGCCCUCUGGAGGUGGACCCAGGUACGAGGGUGGCUGCGGAAGCUCUGGGCUGCAGUCCAGCUGUCCGUCUUCGGCUCUGCCGCCGUGGCCAUGUUCCUGGUCAGCCUGGUGCCGUACUCCUACGUGGAGCCCUCCACCCACGGGCGCCUCUGGACUGGGGCCCACCGCCUGUUUGGCGCCGUGGAGCACCUGCAGCUGGCCAACUCCUACGGCCUUUUCCGACGGAUGACCGGUCUGGGUGGGCGGCCUGAGGUGGUGCUGGAGGGCAGCUACGAUGGGCGCCACUGGACGGAGAUCGAGUUCAUGUACAAGCCCGGGAACGUGAGCCGGCCGCCCCCAGUCGUGACGCCGCACCAGCCACGCCUUGAUUGGCAGAUGUGGUUUGCUGCCCUGGGCCCGCACACACACAGCCCCUGGUUCACGAGCCUGGUGCUCUGCCUGCUGCAGGGCAAGGAGCCAGUGAUCCGCCUCAUCCAGCACGAAGUGGCCAGGUACCCCUUCCACAAGCAGCCGCCCACCUACGUGCGGGCCCAGCGCUACAAGUACUGGUUCUCACAGCCUGGGGAGCAGGGCCGGUGGUGGCGCCGCCAGUGGGUGGAGGAAUUCUUCCCACCUGUGUCCCUGGGGGACCCGUUGCUAGACACGCUGCUCAGGCAGUUUGGCCUCCAGGACAAGAGCCCGCCCCGGGCCCGCAGCUCCAGCAGUGCUCUCGGCCGGGCCCUCCACUGGGUGCGGAAGCAGCUCUCUCCCCUGGAGGCGCCUGCUCUGCUCUGGGGGCUCAUCCUUGGGGUGGGAGCCAUCAGGGUCAUCCAGGCCGCGCUGGGGCCCCGUCCCUCCCGGACCUCCGCCCCCGCCAAGGAGGAGAAGCACAGGCCAGCCCCCAGGAAGGACCCGGGAGCUGUCCCCGACCAGGCUGCCCCGGCCCGCAGCAACAGCAACAGCAGCUCCCAGACCACCCGGCGGAAAAAGUAGCCACGCUCUGUUGGCCGCGUGUCCGGAGCCGGUCGGGAUCCCUGGCCUCUGGAGCAGGAUCGGCCCAGCCACCGUGCCUUAGCCAGCGGCGCUGGCGGACACAGGCCGGGGUGCGGCCCUCGGGCUCCGGCCACCCUGCUGCUCCGAGGGCCCGCUCGUCCCUGUGCCGCCCGCACCCCCGAGACCGCGCUCUGGCCUGGGCAGUGGCCCCGGAGGCGGGUGUGUGACCAGCUCAGGGCCCUUCCCAGGACGCUGUGGUCGGGACUGUGGGCGUUCGGGUCUGCAGGGGCCCAGAUCUGACGCCCUGACCCCAGCACCUGCAUGAGAAAGGAGAGACAGCCCUGGCCCGUCCCUUUCACACCAGCCCAGCCCGUCCCUUGGUUCACAAGCCAAUAAAGGCAUCUUUGUGCUUGACACGUGCCUGACAUUUUCUUCCCCGCAAGGAGGCCCGAGGGCAGUGUCUCUGGCAGCAGACACAGCCUGGUGGUGUCCAGCUGCCACUGACCUGGCUUCCUGGGUGUUUUUGCUCUCCCGUCCUCAGUGUUCCCCUCCAUACAAUGGGCGCAAGGGCCUGGCCUGGCACUGCCCGAGCCCCAAGCCUCAGUCCAGCACAGCCUGGCCGACUGGUCAAGUCCACAUGUCAAGGCUUUGAGGCCAGUCCCAGAAUGUGGGGCCUGAAACCACCCGACGGCCAGAGGAUGCACCAGACCCGGCCCCUGCCUCCUCCUGCUCCGGCCUCCUCACCUCG
Molecule: messenger RNA, 2906 nt
Organism: Pteronotus mesoamericanus
Lineage: Eukaryota; Metazoa; Chordata; Mammalia; Chiroptera; Mormoopidae
Gene: LMF2
Product: lipase maturation factor 2
Exons: 14
Coding region: 50-2158 (702 amino acids)
Biological process (GO): protein maturation
Cellular component (GO): endoplasmic reticulum membrane
Source: RefSeq, a predicted model, not a curated record